This is a messenger RNA of Pyrus x bretschneideri (Chinese white pear), 1337 nucleotides long. RefSeq names its product glyoxylate/succinic semialdehyde reductase 2, chloroplastic. Lineage: Eukaryota; Viridiplantae; Streptophyta; Magnoliopsida; Rosales; Rosaceae. The record is from RefSeq and is a predicted model, not a curated record. Gene Ontology annotation, molecular function: NADP binding; NAD binding; glyoxylate reductase (NADPH) activity. Gene Ontology annotation, cellular component: chloroplast.
AAUUCAGUACCGUAUUAACGAGAGAAAUUGAAAAUUCAGUGUGUGCCUGCGUCUCUCUGUUUAUCCAAACAACCAGGCGGCAGGAGAUACUGAGCAUAGAAAUGCGAGCUUUUUCCCACAAACUGACAGACCAGAGUAUAUAAAUUAUCUGUUGGGGCCAUGUCCUUGUUGGUAAAGACCACCAACUGUUCGCGUUUAUCUUCAACCGCCAUGGCAGUGUGCUCAAGCUUUUGCCUUCACAUUCCAACCCGCCUUACAAAAUCAUUCCCUGCAAAGCCACACUCUCUCUCUUUCAAGGCUUUCUCUUCUCAAGCAUCCAAUGCUUCAUCCAAAGAUGAGUUGCCAGCACGCGUGGGGUUCCUAGGCCUCGGAAUUAUGGGUUCUCCAAUGGCACAGAACCUCAUAAAAUCUGGGUGUGAUGUGACUGUUUGGAAUAGGACCAAAAGCAAAUGUGAUCCGCUUAUCAGCUUAGGUGCAAAAUAUAAACCCUCUCCUGAGGAAGUGGCUGCAUCUUGUGAUGUCACAUUUGCCAUGCUUGCCGACCCUGAAAGUGCUGUUGCUGUUGCUUUGGGGAAGCAUGGAGCUGCCAAUGGAAUGAGUUCAGGAAAAGGGUAUGUGGAUGUUUCAACUGUUGAUGUUGCAACUUCUAAAUUGAUUGGCGGAAAUAUCAAAGCUACUGGGGCAUCGUUUUUAGAGGCACCAGUUUCAGGUUCAAAAAAGCCAGCUGAAGAUGGGCAACUAAUAUUUCUUACUGCAGGUGACAAAUCUCUGUAUGAAACAGUAGCAUCCCUUUUGGAUAUCAUGGGGAAGUCAAGAUUUUACCUUGGAGAGGUCGGAAAUGGUGCUGCUAUGAAACUUGUUGUCAACAUGAUUAUGGGAAGUAUGAUGGCAUCCUUUUCUGAGGGCUUGCUUCUCACUGAGAAAAUAGGACUGGACCCGAAAGUACUAGUUGAGGUCGUCUCACAGGGAGCCAUUAGUGCACCAAUGUACUCAAUGAAAGGCCCAUCAAUGAUUCAAUCCGUCUAUCCUACCGCAUUUCCAUUGAAGCAUCAACAGAAGGACAUGAGGCUUGCUCUGGCAUUGGCAGAAUCUGUUUCCCAAUCUACACCGAUUGCAGCAGCUGCAAAUGAACUAUACAAGGUCGCAAAAUCACACGGCCUCAGCGACGAGGACUUUUCAGCGGUCAUUGAAGCAUUGAAACCGAAAGUUGAAGCACUAGGCACAGUACUUGAUAUAGUCACUUUUAGAGAAGUAAUUAGCGAUGUGUGUAAUUUGACCCGAGCCGUUUUGUCAUUCUAUUUUUGCUGAAGAGAAAUCGUAUCUUACACAUUUGGCAA